GCCUCCUUGCGAGUAUCUGCUCUCGUCCUAUAGUAAAUAGCAGCAGGAGAGAAGGAAAACGAGUCACGUAAAAGCGGCGGUGACGUCAUAUGUGUGCGACACUUAAGGAAGUGACUAACAGAAGCCAACGUGGGAGGACCAGGGCGCUGGAUUGACAAUGGAUUACAUUUCACAUCCUGGGACUCUGACAUUGGCAGCGGGAAUAGCAUGUGGCGUCUUUCUAGGCUGGAGUCUGCGUGGCCGCUUUGGACGGUCCCGAAACCUCACAAGCAUUGCAGGAAAUGACUUGGGCAGUGAAGCAAGCAUUAUGGGAGAGAGUGGCGAGUUCAAGAUGGUGUUAGUAGUCCGUAACGAUUUGAAAAUGGGAAAAGGAAAAGUGGCGGCACAGUGUUCACAUGCUGCAGUAUCUGCCUACAAGCAGCUCCAAAAAAGAAACCCAGAAUUACUCAGGCAAUGGGAGUACUGCGGCCAGCCAAAAGUAGUGGUGAAGGCUCCAGACGAGGGCGCACUCGUUGAACUUCUCUCUCAGGCAAAACAACUGGGAUUAACCAUUAGUUUGAUUCAGGAUGCUGGUCGUACACAGAUUGCACCCGGAUCUCGAACAGUCCUAGGCGUGGGACCAGGUCCUGGCAACUUGAUUGAUCAAGUGACUGGGCAUUUAAAACUCUAUUGAUGUUACCAUACAUUCUUUGAUGAAUAUAGUGUCUGGCAGACCAGCUACGUAUUUACUUUGUUGAAUUUUACAUUAAAAAGAUCUCAGUUGGUUUGCUAUGGCAUAUAUGUUGUGGCCAUCUUCUUUCUCCCUCUCCCUGACCUUCUUUCUUUCUAGCAGUUGUCAUCUCAGUUUUGAGUAAGUAUUA
Messenger RNA from Bufo bufo (common toad), 860 nucleotides. RefSeq names its product peptidyl-tRNA hydrolase 2 (gene PTRH2). Gene Ontology annotation, molecular function: peptidyl-tRNA hydrolase activity. Gene Ontology annotation, biological process: positive regulation of anoikis; negative regulation of anoikis. The transcript has 2 exons. The coding region runs from base 158 to 673 and encodes 171 amino acids. Lineage: Eukaryota; Metazoa; Chordata; Amphibia; Anura; Bufonidae. The record is from RefSeq and is a predicted model, not a curated record. Gene Ontology annotation, cellular component: mitochondrion; cytosol.